This is a messenger RNA of Triticum aestivum (bread wheat), 1109 nucleotides long. RefSeq names its product vegetative cell wall protein gp1. The transcript is spliced from 2 exons. The record is from RefSeq and is a predicted model, not a curated record. Bases 119 to 994 code for a protein of 291 amino acids. Lineage: Eukaryota; Viridiplantae; Streptophyta; Magnoliopsida; Poales; Poaceae.
GGAAAAUAAAAUCUACUCCAACCAAAGGAAAGGCCGGGUGAAAAUCUCCAUUCCUCGCUCCGUCGCUCUCCCGCUCCAGCCCACACCCCGCCUCCCGCGAGCUUCGCACGAAAUCAACAUGGACGGCCAGCGGUGCAACAUGCCCAACUGGCAGAUCCGAGUCCCACCUCCUCCACUCCGUCCUCCUCCUCCUCCUCCUCCUCCCCCUCCUUGUGUCCCUCAAGCUCCACCUCCCCUCCCAUCGACACAAGGGUUGGAAGAUCUGAAAUUUGGGGGAAGUGAGGAGAUCUUGCAAGAAAUAGGAACCGGACGUGGAGCUCGUUUGGAGCUGUUGGAGGAUUCACCAUCAUCAUCGUCGUCUUCUGGUGGGCAUGUCGAUCGCCCUAUGUUGCAUGGCAUCGAUUCGCGUGCCCAUGCAUGGUCACCCGACGAGCCCGUCGCGCCGAGCAUCUCCACUGCUCGGUCUGCUACGCCAGUGAUCGCCGAGUCUCCAGCGGCUCGGCCUUUUUCACCAGCGGCCGCCGAGUCGCCCGUGGCUCGGCCCGUCACGCCGUCUUCGCCCGCAGCUCGGGUCCUCACGUCGCCUUCAUCAGCGGAUCGGCCCGCGACACCGGCCGCGCCACGGCCCACUAUGCCGAGCUCGCCAUCGGCCCGGUCUGGGAUGCCGGAGUCGCCAGCUGCUUCGUCUGCUCUGCCGGUUUCGCCGGUGGGCCGGCCUUCUUCGCCGACUGAGUCCGAGGCUACUGUGCCUGGCUCCUCGUCACCGGCUGACUCAUCAACGUCGCCGUCCUCCAGCCCGUUGCAGGCUGCUCCGUCGACCUUGGUGGUUCCUGUGUCUCGAUCACAUACACGCAGUCGCAGUGGCAUUUUCAAACCUAAGGAACGUACGGAUGGUACGGUUGCUUGGUUGGCUGCUUGUUUGGCUGCUGCUGUUGCGGAUCCAUCUUCUGAGCCUCGCUCAUAUCAGGCUGCCCUGCGCAUUCCACAUUGGUGAGAGGCUAUGGAGCAGGAGUUUCAUGCUCUUCUUCGUAACAAGACAUGGACUCUCGUUCCUCCACCACCACGGGUAAAUGUUAUUGACUCAAAAUGGGUAUUCAAAGUGAAGAAGC